GUGUGUGUGUGUGUGUGUGUGUGUGUGUGUGUGUGUGUGUGUGUGUGUGUGUGUUGUAGGUUAUCUUACUUUUUACUGGUACAGGUAUUUUGGCCUCCAGAGCUGCAGACUCUGGAUCUGUUAUCAUUAAUCUUCUUGUUAUUAGUCUCAUUAUUAGUCCUAUUACCUGCCCUACUAUUGUUGUUUUAUUAUGUUAUUGUAUUGUUCAAGGUUUCUACCUGUUUAAAAGGAGUUUUUCCUUACCACUGUCACCAAGUGCUUGCUCAUGGGGGAAUGUUUGCUCUCUAUGAUAAUAUUAUAUGGUCUUAAACGGUCUAGACCUGCUCUAUAUCAAAAGUGCUGUUAGAUAACUUCAGUUAGGAUUUUGCACUAUAUAAGCAUUUAAGGAUUUUAAAAUCUUACAUUUGCAUACAUGCCACAAGUUUUACUUUGAGGCAGCUCUUUGCGUCAAUCACACCAUAGCUGCCAGUGAAAGUAUAACUCUUUGAUACCUCAACCUCUUUGAAGGUACAGACUUCUAACUUUAUUGCUUUUCAUGUCAGGUUUCCGAUGAGCCCUUUCUAGUGUUCCGUUGUCCCACGUUUACUGGUUUAGUUGAGCAGUGAUUGCAUACAUAAUUCAUGAACCACAUGGCGAGGAGUUAGGCAACCAAAGUGCUGAUUGUGGAGACUGGAGUCUCACACAUGGACAUGUCUUAAGAGUCAUUCCAAGACUGAAUGUGGCGCGUGGCUAUAACUGCUUGUAGGACGGAGACUGUCACGUGGUCCACUUCCUUUCUCUUGUGGUAACUCUUACAAGUUCAGACCACAUUUCCUUGGCAGUCAAAAUAUCUGUAACCUCCAUCUGCAACAGACACAGUCAGGCGUACCUGCCUCUCGUCUUAUUUGCCUUCGUCUAGGUGAUUGGAGCCCAUUACCAUCCAGUCAUGACGGGAAAUUUAAGCAGCACCAAGCUAGACAACGCCACCCUGUCCCUGUUUCAGAAUGCGAACACCAGCAUCAUCAUUUCUGUCAUCUACAUGAUCGUCACUGCCAUUAACCUAGUGGCAAAUGGUCUUUCUAUGUGGCUCCUCAUCUUCCGUACCACACCCAAGACUCCCUCCAUCAUCUUCAUGAUUAAUCUUACCCUCACCGACAUGGCCCUUGGUACUGCCCUGCCCUUCCAGAUUGCCUACCAGCUCAAAGGAUACCACUGGGAUCUGGGAUCAAAUAUGUGCAGUUUCCUGACCCUCGUCUUCUACACCAAUAUGUACUGUUCCAUCCUGACCAUGAUGGCCAUCAGUAUUGACCGCUACCUGGGCAUCAUCAGGCCCAUGCAAUUCAAGCAAACCAGAGAGAGGAAGUCCAUCGCUGUCAUCGGCUGCCUUUUCAUGUGGGGUUUGGUCCUGAGUGUUCUGUACCCACUGAUGACCACAGACCUGACCUUUGAAAUCCAAGAUCUCAGGAUUAUCACUUGCUUUGAUGUGCUGAAGAAAGACAUGCUUCCGUCAGUGCAGGCUUGGGUGAUCUUCAUCUUCGGCAUGGUGUUCCUUCUCUUCAUCUUCCCAUUCUGUGUCACAACAUUCUGCUAUAUAAGUGUCAUACGCAAACUUGCCAGGGAUUCCAAGACAGCCCAGAAAAAGAGAGCAAUACGUCUGGCCAUCUUUGUUCUCCUGGUCUUCACCAUUUGCUUUGCACCCAACAACAUCCUCCUGUUGGUUCACAGUGUGCUGAGGCUCUUCUAUAAUAAGUCUGCCUACAUGGCCUACAAACUUUCUCUCUGUUUCAGCUGUGUGAAUAGCUGCCUCGAUCCCUUCAUUUACUACUUUGCUUCCAAGGAAUUCAGACAAAAGCUGAGACAGAUAAUGAAUCUGCAGAGCCAGAGUAGUGCAGACUCGAUGAAGAUGGAGCAUAAAGAGAAUUUGUACUCGUCAUAGUGCGAUUAUGAAGGUCAAGAGAAAGAACACAGCAAAAUGUCUUUGAUACCAGAGCACACCACAGCAUAGAGAGUGGGAAUGUGACAAAAGAAAAAAAAGGGUGAGAAAGAAAGUGAGAGAAUAAUAGAGUGUGCCAGAGGUGUGAGUGUGCAUGCGACAACAUCUUGCAACAUCUUUUCUUGGGUCAAAUGUGAACGUGAUUUGAUUUAGUUUUUUAUGUGCACCACAAAGCAAAUGAUCAUGGACAGCAGCUGAGUCUGUUUGCCAAAAUUAAUCUUCAUCUUCUCCAUUAUGUGUUUGGUUUUUUUUUCAGAGUGAGUAACCAUUUACUAUCUGUAGUUAUGAAUAUCUGCCACAUGCAUCAUAAAAGUUAUCCUGACUGAAUGUAGCAUGCAAAUAUGUAUAAAAAAAUGUGAUUAAAGUGUUUGCAAUAUUUAGCCUAACAUAGCUGACCUUUUAACAUUUCCAAUAUUGUCACUUUACAUGUCUCCAAAUAUCUCUGGAUGUUUGGCUAGUUUCUUUUUGUCCUUCUUAACUUGUUUCAUGUUCAGAUUCUUACUUAUUUAACUUGCUUUGUUUCCAAAAAAUAAAAUUAUUUUAUAAAUUA
Messenger RNA from Seriola aureovittata, 2522 nucleotides. It is a transcript of the gene p2ry8, whose product is annotated as P2Y receptor family member 8. NCBI's taxonomy places the organism in Eukaryota, Metazoa, Chordata, Actinopteri, Carangiformes, Carangidae. The transcript is spliced from 3 exons. Gene Ontology annotation, molecular function: G protein-coupled receptor activity. Gene Ontology annotation, cellular component: membrane. The coding region runs from base 926 to 1915 and encodes 329 amino acids. The record is from RefSeq and is a predicted model, not a curated record. Gene Ontology annotation, biological process: phospholipase C-activating G protein-coupled receptor signaling pathway; positive regulation of Rho protein signal transduction.